This is a messenger RNA of Drosophila hydei, 1974 nucleotides long. It is a transcript of the gene hry, whose product is annotated as protein hairy. Gene Ontology annotation, molecular function: protein dimerization activity; RNA polymerase II cis-regulatory region sequence-specific DNA binding; DNA-binding transcription factor activity, RNA polymerase II-specific. The transcript has 3 exons. Bases 517 to 1623 code for a protein of 368 amino acids. The record is from RefSeq and is a predicted model, not a curated record. Gene Ontology annotation, biological process: anterior/posterior pattern specification; regulation of transcription by RNA polymerase II; regulation of neurogenesis. Gene Ontology annotation, cellular component: nucleus. Lineage: Eukaryota; Metazoa; Arthropoda; Insecta; Diptera; Drosophilidae.
GUCAGUCGUCUGCUGUAAGCCCAACGAUAAGGUGGUGGUCGUCAGCAAAAACGCACACACGCAAGAACAUACGUACCAGCAAACGAACACACACUCGCACAUAUUGCCGAUUCGCCAUCGUGACGAUCGUCGCUCGUUCGUACUUCGAGAAACGUUUAAUCGCGCUGCAUUCAGAGUCAGACAGUCAUUCGCUUGCCGUAACUCGUAGCGUGCGGUUGCCUCUCCCUCUAAAGCGGAAGAAUACAAAUCUAAAGAAAAGAAACACUCUCUAAGCAAAGACUAACGUAUUUACGUAGUUUCGUCGUUGCGCGAAAUAAAAGUGAAAAGUGAUCUUGAAACUGAAAACUAAACAAAUCAAAGAACUGCAUACCAACAAACAAAUCGCAGCAGAGCAACAAACUUAAACAAAAUCAAGUGCGCAGCAAAUUUCUGCAUUUGCCGCUAGUGGAAAAAUAAAGAAAGAACAAAAUCAAACUGUGUCUUAAACUGCAUAAACAAUAUAUAGCCGAUAUCGAGAUGGUUACCGGCGUAACAACAAACAUGAGUCCCAAUUUAGUGGGCGCUGCUGUGGUGCCCACGCAGCUGAAGGAGACGCCCAUCAAAAGUGACCGUAGGUCGAAUAAACCAAUAAUGGAAAAACGUCGUCGUGCACGCAUCAACAAUUGCCUCAACGAGCUGAAGACUCUUAUACUAGAUGCCACAAAAAAAGACCCUGCGCGUCAUUCCAAGCUGGAAAAGGCCGACAUAUUGGAGAAGACAGUGAAGCAUCUGCAGGAGCUGCAGCGUCAACAGGCAGCCAUGCAGCAGGCCGCCGAUCCAAAGAUCAUUAACAAAUUCAAGGCUGGCUUUGCUGACUGCGCGAAUGAGGUGAGCCGCUUCCCUGGCCUGGAUGCUGCCCAGCGUCGUCGUCUGCUGCAACACCUGAGCAACUGCAUCAAUGGCGUCAAGAGCGAAUUGCAUCAUCAGCAGCGUCAGCAGGCAGCUGCACAGGCGCAAUCGUUGCACGCACAGGUCGUGCUGCCCUCGCCACCCAGCUCACCUGAACAGGAGCCAACAACAGCAACAAACGGCAGCAGCAGCGGCAACAACUUAGUCUCAGCGGCUGCGCCCUAUCUGUUCGGACAGAUCCAACACAAUGCGAAUGGCUACUUUCUGCCCAAUGGCAUGCAGGUGAUACCCACCAAGCUGCCCAAUGGUAGCAUCGCCCUGGUGCUGCCCCAAAGCUUGCCACAGCAGCAGCAGCAACAGUUGCUGCAACAGCAACAGCAGCAGCAACAGCAACAGCUAGCCGCAGCUGCCGCUGCCGCCGCCGCCGCUCAACAGCAACAGCUGCAGCAGCAGCAACAUCAUCAUCAAUUGGUUUCCAUGCCACAGCGGACGGCGAGCACCGGCUCCGCCAGCUCGCACUCCUCGGCGGGCUAUGAAUCGGCGCCGAGCAGCAGCAGCAGCCACGGCAGCUAUGCGCCGCCCAGUCCCGCCAACUCGGUCUACGAGCCAAUGGAUGUGAAGCCCUCCGUCAUACAGCGUGUGCCCAGCUCCAAUCUGGUGGAGCAGCAGCCGCUCUCGCUGGUCAUCAAGAAGCAGAUCAAGGUGGAGGAGGAGCAGCCCUGGCGGCCCUGGUAAACGCAGAAGCAAACACAAGCAUGAGCCAGGCGCUCGCAUUGAAACUGCUCCCAAAACAAUGCAAACCGCUUUUAAAGACUGAUGGGCGUCGCACACACACACGCACAACACACACACACACACACACACACACACACACACACACCUCAUACACACACUCAGCUGCGCAGGUGCGCAGUUAAACAUUUCAUCACAUUUCGCCAGGAUAACGCAAAUGUUGCAUUCGAAGUGUUGCGAGCAAGCGAAACUCCUAAUUGGCUCAACGUUUCACUUGGGCAUUUCUCUGAAGGAGAAAUUCCCAGCGAGAUGAAGAGCAAUCAUACACACACACAUGCACACAAAUUGUUAUAA